CGCAGGCACGCUCAUUACAAGAAGAACCCGACACAACGAUGGAUGGUGGUGGAAUUGUUUGCCUUCGCGCGAUUCAUUAAAUUUGACCGCGACCUUGCGGUUUUUUUCAUUGUUGGUGAGAUCGACGAAUGAACGUACACCGUGUUCACAAGGUUAAAAGAUGCGUAACCUUGAAGUGGUGGUAAGCAGGGCUGCAGUGCACGUACAGAGGCGCUUAGUGUAAGCCACCUGAUAGUGUAGAAGGCGCACACGCAAGCGACAUUGUAGUCCAUAAGAGCAAGAAGUUAAAAACAAAACACUCACCAUAAGGAGCGCUCGGAAUCGAGGAUGAACAAAAGCUUGCACCGUCGGUGGAGAAGACGAGCAAACGGUUGCACGAUUGCACCUUGAAACGUGAGCCGAUAAUGGUGAAGGUGACAAACCACCCCCACUCAUCCCAUUCAACGAAAACAAAUCAAAUGAAGCGGGCUUAGUGAAUUCGGCAGUGGAAUGGAAGUUUUGUCCGUGCUGUCGCUGCUGUUUUGGCGUCCCAACGAAACUAAGGUUGUACUGCAGGUGGUGCGGUGCUGUGGUGGUUACAAAACCAUCAACAACAACAGCAGCAGCAUCUAAAUUCUAACCUCGUAAACGAACUAAGGCGACUACAGCGAAUAAGACGAACGUGAAAAAGAAGGUGGUGAUGAUAUAACACCAUCACUGUACGGGUAACCCAAUGUGCACUAUGUGAAAAUUGGUUGGAGCUCCAGAAAAUUGUUUGGUGCUGUUCGGGGAAUACGUUCAUCCGGAUUAGGAAGUGUACUUUUGAUGUGCCUGUGUGUGAGGGAAAAGAAAAGUAGCCAAAGAAAACGAGCGUACAUGUACAAGGAUCGUACAGGGCGCAAAUUUUUACCUUUGUAAUAGAAACGUAAUGAUGAAUACUUUUUAGCAAAUGAACCAUUAUUAUGAAAUGUGGCUAUUUUGCGUUUGAAUAAUACUGAUCAAACGCGUGUGUCCGUGAAUACCACCGUUCCGCUCGUUGCGUAGCAACGCACCAGAGAACGUAAUCGCAUAAAAGAUAGAACGAGAGCGCAAACAUCAUGGAUCGUGACAAAAACGAUACGUCGUCAAAUUCUGGCAUCGCAGGAGGCUUUGCUGGGUGCAUAACACGCUUCAUCUGUCAGCCGUUGGAUGUGCUGAAGAUACGCUUCCAGCUGCAGGUGGAACCGCUCAGCGAACAGCACGUAACCUCGAAGUAUCGCACCAUCGCCCAAUCGACCCGGUUAGUGUAUCGUGAAGAAGGUCUUCGUGCUUUCUGGAAAGGCCACAACCCCGCACAGGUGCUUUCGAUCAUUUACGGUGUGGCACAGUUUUCAUCCUACGAACGAUUCAAUCAUCUGUUACGAACGGUCGACACCUUUGAGCGGCAUCAGAGUGGUCGCAACUUUGUGUGCGGUGCAUUGAGCGGUACGUUCGCUACCGUGAUUACAUUACCACUGGAUGUCGUCCGUACCCGACUGAUCUCGCAAGACCCGGGCCGAGGUUACCGCAGCUCAGUUCAGGGGCUGAAGCUCAUCUACACAUACGAAGGCGUACGCGGACUAUACCGGGGUUUAGGUCCGAGCGUGCUCCAGAUUGCACCGCUUACCGGAGGCCAAUUUAUGUUCUACAACAUCUUUGGCAGCAUGUUCCGGCAGUAUUUCAAUAUCAGCGCGAACGAGACGCUACCAGCGAUCGAGCUGUUCAUUUGCGGUGGACUGGCAGGGCUGUGUACGAAGCUGCUCGUGUAUCCGCUGGAUCUCGCCAAAAAGCGUCUACAGAUUCAGGGCUUCGCUAAAAGCCGCCAAACGUACGGGCGACACUUUGUAUGUGAUAACAUGUUCAACUGUCUGUACAAUAUCGCCAAGCAGGAGGGCAUGAUCGGACUGUACAAGGGACUGUAUCCGGCGCUGCUGAAGGCGUGCUUUAUGUCGGCGUUUUACUUUGCGAUCUACGAUGAAAUGGUGCUGAUUCUGAACCACUGAUAGUAGGAGACCGCCUAAGCGCAACUAGAGAUAAACUUCCUCGUCAUGCGUUCACUCCCAGACGGCAAUGUAAGCGAAUACUCGAUUCGAAUACUUGAUUAGAAGACAAACCACCCUGUCAUACGCUUGUCUUCCAGUCUCCAAGUACUCAGGCAGGUUUAUACAUCAAAACACGGGUAAUUCUAGGGGAAAAAACAGGAAUCUACAUAUCCCUCCAGAAGGUUGAACGUAUGGGAGGGAUGGCAGAAUGUCUAAUUGAUCCCAGUGAAAUGCGCGACGUUCCAUAUCACACUUGACAUGCAAAGUUGUAAACACACUUUGCCCAAUGGUUUGUCCCAAUUUAGGUGGGCCGUAAAGAAAAGUAACCGGGCUUACAAAACAUAUGGAGCCCGUUUGUUCCAACAAUGCUUUACUGCUGUAUCGAAUAAUGCGAUUUCACGCUUCAUCACGAAUUCUAUCCGGAUUGGAUAUAGUUUAGCUAGAUGUUAAGACAAGGACAUACACUCGCCGCAAUUGCCUAAUAUGCCGCUUUAUUGGAGUUAGUGGACGUGAUCAGAAUAAAGAGAUCCCCCACGCUAGAGUACGGGAUAGUUUGACACGCAUCGGGACAAAUGACAGGUUAUGUACUUACACUUUGUAUCGUUUUUUGAAUAUCGAGAUUGUUUUAGUUCCUAAUAUCUGAUAGCUGUACGGACAACAUGAGAUGAUUUCGCUUUGUUUAUAUUUACGUGUCCGUUGUAUUCAGCGAGCCCCAGGAGUAAUUACCUCAGGAAACGUUUACGUUACAAUUAAGUGUUAAGGUCCGUUCCUUCAGGCAAAGAUGAAAUGGCAAAUGCUCAAUAAGGAAGAGUAGGUUAGUUUGUGUUUUCGAAUUUAUAUAUCCAAUUGUUUGGUGCUUUAAUUUUUCACGUAUAGAAAUGUAAAUGUUUUAUUCCCUCAUGUUGAUACAUUGGCAAGGAACUAUAGGCACAACAAGGAAUAAUAGCAAACGAGCAGUAGUAAACACACCACGGCACUAUACGCACACCACCACAUUACAUUGUGCAGGCUCCAGUUGUACAUAUUGUACGGCCACAGUUGGCCACACCGUGACAAGCAAACAAUUAGUAGAUGAAAUUGUGAAUGUAGCGCUUUCGGUGCGCGCGCCCGCGGCCUGUAUGCCAGAGUAAGAUUGCUAACAUACGAAUACGAACUAUUAGAUAAGUAUUUAAACACGGUUUUACUGGUAGCUGGAUUGAAACGCAAACCACGUAAAAAAGCAAAAAAAAGUGAUGAAAGGAACUAUGAAAAAUGUAUGUGUUUGCUAAUCCUAAAGAGACUAAUGUAGUUGGAGUACGACAAUAAAAAGACGUUAUUAUAGUCAAUAUCGCAAUGUAAAAUUACACUCGCUCGCCCCCCCCCCCCCCUUCACAGUUCAACAAACUUGACUGCGAAAACAAUAGUCAAUUGAUUUGCGUACAGGGUUUGGGAUAGAAAGUUUGUAGCGCUGUUGAGUCACGACUACCUAAGAUAGGGCGAAAAGAAAAAAAUUGUUCGGAGGAACCAUUCCUGGAUUUGUUAAGUUCGUUAAUCAUGCGCUCUUCGUAAUCUAAACUACAGUGUAAUUUAGUUUAGAUAAUUUCCUUAAAAUUGAUUAGUUCCGAAGCUCUUAAACUAACUAUCGUUGAGCAACCCUACACAUUGAUCUUGAUUGAUGAACCUUUAACAGUAGCUAUUAUUAAGCUAUUAAACGGCCAGUUUUUCAUUUGCAUAAAUCAAGAGAUCAUGUUCUAGCAGGACGUAACACUAAAUCAUUCAACUUUUAAGUUGUAUGAAUGUUCUUUUGCUAUCGGCGAUCAAUAUCGCAGUGUUAGCAAACCUUAAUUAAUCAUCGAUGUUACAGGUAAAAAUUUUCCUUUAUCUAUUUUUAGACGAAUAAGUACUCUGUUGGUCAAAUUUAACGGUUUGAAGAUCCACUAUUGGUCAUUUGUUCGUGGAUCUUUUGGUAAGAUCGAUGAUGUCAGAGGGGAAAAGAGAUAUCAGCAAGCAAGACUCGAAUGGGGUAUAUCAGUUAUAAUUUAGUGUUACGCCUUCCUUGGUAGUGUUCUUCUAGUAUCCGGAAAGUUGAAAUCUUGAAUAUCAAAUCAAUUUUGAGGAUCAAAGAAUCAAAUUGAAAAAGUUCCUUUUUUUACAGACCAACAUCUUGGAACAAAAAUACUACUCCUGCCUAGAUCGUCUGGCAUAUAGAUUCAUGAGCUAGCUUAAUGAAAAUUUCUUUAGGAACAGCUAGCCCGCGGACUUAUUUUAGAUGUUGCGAAGUUCAGCUGGAUGCUAGUUUAGCAUGGUAAAAUAAUGUCUGAGUACUGUGUCCAGCUUUAGGUAGUUACGACUGCGCAUAAACUUAAUAUAAGGUCGAAUGAAGAUACAUAUUAUCCUUAAAGAAAAGAACUGGGCGAAAAUAAAACUAA
Anopheles moucheti is the source of this 4447-nucleotide messenger RNA. Its product is annotated as mitochondrial thiamine pyrophosphate carrier-like. Lineage: Eukaryota; Metazoa; Arthropoda; Insecta; Diptera; Culicidae. Gene Ontology annotation, biological process: thiamine pyrophosphate transmembrane transport. The transcript is spliced from 2 exons. The record is from RefSeq and is a predicted model, not a curated record. Bases 1077 to 2000 code for a protein of 307 amino acids. Gene Ontology annotation, molecular function: thiamine transmembrane transporter activity. Gene Ontology annotation, cellular component: mitochondrial inner membrane.